AUGGCGACGCUCAGUGCUCAGCGCAAGCACAAGGUGACCAUUGUGGGCUCCGGCAAUUGGGGCACCACAAUGGCCAAGCUUGUGGCCGAGAACACCAAGGCCAACUCCUCUCUCUUUGAAGAGGAGGUGCAGAUGUGGGUCUACGAAGAAGACUACGCAAUCCCAAAGAAUUCGCAGCACUACAACGGCUCAGACAAGCCCGAAAAGCUUUCACAGCUCAUCAACAAAGUCCACGAAAACAUCAAGUACCUACCGAACAUCACGCUGCCUCCGAACGUCGUUGCCAACCCUGAUCUGCCCGAUGCGUGCAAAGACUCCACAAUGCUCGUAUUUGUGCUCCCACAUCAGUUCAUUGCAAGGACAUGCUCCCAGCUUUCAGGCAAGAUCUUACCAUACGCGCGAGCUAUUUGCUGCACAAAGGGUGUCGACGUCAGCGAGAAGGGUAUUCAGCUCAUGUCAGAGGCUAUUGGAAAAGGCUUGAACAUCUACUGUGGUGCUUUGUCAGGCGCAAACAUUGCCUCUGAGAUUGCUAAGGAGCUGUACUCGGAGACCACCGUCGCAUACGACCCACCACCAAUGGACUCCCGUCACCCAACACCAAGCGGGUCACCGAGCUCUUCGCAGGUCAACUUGAUCAACCCUGGCAUCGAGCCUGGCACACGCUCAGCCAAAUUAACACCUCUACCAUUCGAGUACCCUCCGCUAUCGCACGAAAAUAUUCGAAAGCUCUUCCACCGCCCCUACUUUCACGUCCACCUGGUCAACGAUGUUGCUGGUGUGUCCCUUGGCGGAGCUUUGAAGAACAUCAUCGCUCUUGCGGCUGGUUUUGUCGAUGGCUUGGGCUGGGGUGACAAUGCCAAGGCAGCUGUUAUGCGUGUUGGCAUACUCGAGAUGGUCAAGUUUGGGAAGACCUUCUUUGGGGAGAGUGCCCGUACCAGCACCUUCACCGAAGAGAGCUGUGGUGUUGCCGAUGUCAUCACUUCGUGCUCGGGCGGUCGCAACUUCCGAUGUGCAAAGAUGGCCGUCGAGCGUGGAGAAUCGAUUGGCGACAUUGAAGAGAAGGAGCUUAACGGGCAGAAGCUGCAAGGUACCAGCACUGCCAUUGAGGUGAAUCAGUUUCUCAAGUCACAAGGCAAGGAGGUCGACUUCCCAUUGUUCACUGCGGUGUACAACAUCCUGGAGGGCAAGGCCAAGCCUCAGGACAUCCCUGAGCUCAUUGAGCCAAAGCAUUAG
Messenger RNA from Ascochyta rabiei, 1233 nucleotides. Its product is annotated as Glycerol-3-phosphate dehydrogenase (NAD(+)). Gene Ontology annotation, molecular function: NAD binding; glycerol-3-phosphate dehydrogenase [NAD(P)+] activity. Gene Ontology annotation, biological process: carbohydrate metabolic process; glycerol-3-phosphate catabolic process. The record is from RefSeq and is a predicted model, not a curated record. NCBI's taxonomy places the organism in Eukaryota, Fungi, Ascomycota, Dothideomycetes, Pleosporales, Didymellaceae. Gene Ontology annotation, cellular component: glycerol-3-phosphate dehydrogenase (FAD) complex; cytosol; nucleus. The transcript is spliced from 2 exons. The coding region runs from base 1 to 1233 and encodes 410 amino acids.